UUGAAAGCUGGCAUAUUUUUACUUUAACAUGUACCAUCUUCUGGCUUUGUACCUGAUCUCAUGUGUUGUUCCUCUUUCCUUAGCACAAGACUUCAAUUUGCCAUUCAAAGCUGUGAAUCUUGGGAAUUGGCUUGUUACAGAGGGUUGGAUGAAACCUUCUCUCUAUGAUGGCAUUCCCAACAAUGACCUUUUGGAUGGAACACAAGUUCAAUUCAAGUCCACAAAGCUGCAGAAGUAUAUUGCAGCAGAAAAUGGGGGUGGCAGUGGUUCCGUUGUUGUUGUCAACCGCGAUUCGGCCUCUGGUUGGGAAACUUUCAGGUUGUGGAGAAUUGAUGAAUCAUCUUUCAAUUUGAGAGUGUUCAACAAGCAGUUUGUGGGAUUGCCAAACCAAGACCAGGGAACCGGGCUAAUUGCAGUUUCAGAUUCACCUGGAAACACCGAAACAUUUCGGAUUGUAAGGAAUGAUGGUGAUCAAAAUAGAGUUCGCAUUCAAGCAUCCAAUGGUUUAUUUCUGCAGGCAACAUCAGAGACACAAUUGACUGCAGAUUAUGGAGGCUCAGGUUGGGAAGAUGAUAAUCCAUCUGUCUUCAUAAUGACAAUAUUAAGUGACAAGACCUUAAGAGGUGAAUACCAAAUCACAAAUGGUUAUGGUCCAGAUAAGGCUCCUCAAGUCCUGCAGGAUCACUGGAACAGUUACAUCACCGAAGACGAUUUCAGGUUCUUACGAUCGAACGGCUUGAAUGCGGUGAGGAUCCCAGUUGGAUGGUGGAUUGCAAAAGAUCCAACACCACCUAAGCCUUUUGUUGGAGGCUCCUUGCAAGCCCUGGACAAUGCUUUCACAUGGGCACAAAACAAUGGGCUGAAGGUAAUUGUAGAUCUUCAUGCAGUUGAAGGGUCCCAAAACGCCAAUGACCACAGUGCAACAAGAGAUGGCUCCCAGGAAUGGGGAGAUUCCAACAUACAAGACACUGUGGCAGUCAUAGAUUUCUUAGCAUCAAGAUAUGCUAAUCAUCCAGCUCUUGCAGCAGUUGAGUUAAUGAAUGAGCCUAUGGCACCUGGUGUCAAUCUAGACAGCCUAAAAAAUUAUUACAAAGCUGGUUAUGAAGCUGUACGGAAGCACACUUCAAGCGCUUAUGUGAUCUUAUCAAACAGAUUGGGACCUGCAGAUGCAAAGGAGCUUCUCUCAUUUGCCGGAGGCCUCGAUCGCGUAGCCAUAGACGUGCAUUUCUAUAGCCUAUACUCGGACAUGUUCAACAGCUUCAGUGUGCAACAAAAUGUGGAUUUCAUCUACAACCAACGAGCUUCUGAUCUCGAUGCUGUGACCACUUCCAAUGGACCCCUCACUUUUGUUGGAGAAUGGGUUGCAGAAUGGGCGAUAAAUGGAGCGUCAAUACAAGACUACCAGAGAUUUGCAAAAGCCCAAAUAGAUGUUUAUGGGCGUGCCACUUUUGGAUGGGCAUAUUGGGCUUACAAGUGUCAAUACGAUCACUGGGGUCUUAGGUGGAUGAUCGAGAAUAACUACAUAAAACUCAAUUAGAUUAGUCAUAUUCGAAUUGUAACAUAAACAAGGGAGUUGUUAUUGGCACUCUAAAGGGAUGAGCGCGAGAUGACUUUUUAGAAUCCCAAUAACAGUUUCCUAUAAAAAUAAACAAACACAUAAGCUUGUAACUAUGCUUGAUGUGCUCUUAAGUGCUAAAGGUCAAGCAUCUUGUACUAGAACUCCAAAUAAAUGCCCUUUUUGGCUAAAAACCUACUUCCCUUUAAAGUUAA
Messenger RNA from Prunus dulcis (almond), 1770 nucleotides. RefSeq names its product probable glucan 1,3-beta-glucosidase A. Bases 29 to 1537 code for a protein of 502 amino acids. Gene Ontology annotation, cellular component: cytoplasm; actin cytoskeleton. The record is from RefSeq and is a predicted model, not a curated record. Gene Ontology annotation, molecular function: actin filament binding; hydrolase activity, hydrolyzing O-glycosyl compounds. Lineage: Eukaryota; Viridiplantae; Streptophyta; Magnoliopsida; Rosales; Rosaceae. Gene Ontology annotation, biological process: establishment or maintenance of cell polarity; cell migration; actin filament bundle assembly. The transcript has 8 exons.